GCCAAUGUGGCCGCUCAGAAGACGGAGGCUUCGCCAGGCACUUGGGAGGAGCUUCUCUCCUUGACCGAAAGCACUGACUGUCCAUGCUAUGGUGGAUUUGGUUGCCGACGAGGUGAUGGGGCCUGUGAGGAUCUCGCGAGGCAGUGGGCUGGUGCUGGCGAGGAGCUUUCUGCUUGCCGUCCGGGAUCUUUCCUCUGCCGCGAGGUGCCACCAGAAUUGGAAACUGCGCGGCCGAUAUUCGCCGCUGCACCCGACACUUGUGCCUUCUACUUCCAUCGGAGGGCGGCUUACGAUGGCAAGGUUGACGCCAUGCAUGUCCUGUCGCAUGCCUACAGCAGCGGCUACCGUGGAGCCCCCAAAGACGGUGCACAGGCUUUCUACUGGAGCCAGCAGGCCAUGGCAACUGGUGACCUGCGAGGGCGCUUCGAUGUGGCCUAUUCUAUGGAAAAUGGCUUGGGCACCGAGAAAGACCCGGACCGCGCCUACGAGCUCUAUCAGGAGAUCCUGACCGCUCAGGGCCUCGGCAAGGGCGAGGACCUGGCAGCGCGCGCUGCCUCCUUCCUGGCCUUGCUGGCGGCCUCUGGCCGCGCCUGGGCAGGACGCCACUUGUCCGGGAGCAACCUCUUGCACCGCAGAAUGAACCAGACUCAGCAGAGAUGCGAAGCUUGCAGAGUUAAGGAUUCUUCCGAGCAGGCUAAAACUCCGUCGACAUGGCUUGAUGAACCUACCUGGUGA
Symbiodinium necroappetens is the source of this 735-nucleotide messenger RNA. Lineage: Eukaryota; Dinophyceae; Suessiales; Symbiodiniaceae. The record is from the annotation of a GenBank genome assembly.